Molecule: messenger RNA, 713 nt
Organism: Capsicum annuum
Lineage: Eukaryota; Viridiplantae; Streptophyta; Magnoliopsida; Solanales; Solanaceae
Product: auxin-responsive protein SAUR50-like
Exons: 1
Coding region: 158-451 (97 amino acids)
Biological process (GO): response to auxin
Source: RefSeq, a predicted model, not a curated record
UUAUCCCCAUUCACUUCACAUGCUUUUGUUCUCCCCAUAAAUACACCUCUUUCAUUCUCAUUCUUUCCGAACACAAACUAUUCCCUUCUAAUCAGGUGCCCCCUCUCUCAUUUCUACUAUUAUUUCCCUUCAAAAUUCUCUCCCAAAAAAAGAAAAGAUGGCUCUAAAGAAAGCAAGUCAAACAGCAGCACUCAAACAAAUCCUCAAAAAGUGUUCUAGCUUUGGGAAAAAUGAGAAUGGCCUGCCAAGUGAUGUCCCAAAAGGACAUUUUGUUGUAUAUGUGGGAGAAAAUAGGAGCAGAUACAUAAUUCCAAUUUCUUGGCUAACACAUCCUGAAUUUCAAACUUUGCUUCAAAGGGCUGAAGAAGAAUUUGGAUUUAACCAUGAUAUGGGAAUUACUAUUCCUUGUGAUGAAGAUGAUUUCUGCUCUCUAAUUUUAAUGUUUAGAUAGACAAUCAAAACUAAUUUGAGUUGUUCAUCAAGUUGAUUAGACCAGUUUUGACCAGAUGCACUAAAGUCUUGCUAAGUACACGAGGUUCGAGAAUGGGUGGAUCUAGCAAGUCAAAGUGGAUUGCUAAAAAAUUAAUUGUGAAUACUAGAAAGGAACCCCCUUCGUUAAAUUUUAUUAUAUAUUGGUUUCAUGUACUUAGUUGUUUUCGUCAGUGGUGUUCAAUUUGCACCCGUCGAAAAUUCUUGUUUAUGAGAAUCAAAUU